AUGAAAUUUGAUUUAAAAAAACCAAUUGAAGCGAAAUAUAAACAGAUUUGAGAGAUAAGUCAAUAUACUUUAUAAUACGACCACUCAUCGCAUACCAUUUUCAAUAUGAAAAAUGGCAAGAGGAUUUUGAAUAUUUUCAUGAUAGUUGUACCACUUUUACCAGCAUACGUCUGGGCGUGUGUGUGUAUCAUUCAUUUGGUAUACAAUUUUCUAUUUCAUAAUUACAAAAUAAAUACAUUUGGCAAUCAACAGCAUCAAUUAUACGAACUAUAGUUCGUAUACAAUACACGCACACUGUAUAUUGAGAUUGGCAUUUUUUUUUGUACGCACAGCGUAAUAAUAUCGCGUUACGAGUUUAUGAUCGAAAGUUGUUUUUGUUUUACUUUGCAUCAAAGUUUAGUAGCGUUUUAGCGCACGGAUUCAAUUGAAAAAAGUCGAACUCGAGGUAAAUUCGUUUUCUGCGCAUCAAUAAAUUCCCUGAAAAACAUACAAUUUCAAGUUCAAAACCACUGACGGAUUCAAAUCCGAAAGGAGGUUUGUUUUAUAUUUAUUUAAUAUGGAAGGAGAGGAUAGAGGUGAACACAGCCGUCGUCGAGUUCCAAUUUCAUCUCCUUAACACAGACUUCAGAGUAUUGAAUCAGUAACAGAUUUUUUCGCUGAUCGUAAUCUUGAAAUUUCUGGAUCACUUCGUCGGGAACGAUCCAGAAGUCCAACUGGUUUCGUGACACGACAGGAAUUUGAUUCAUUGAAGAAAGAAGUGUCGGCGUUGAGAACGGAUUUGUUGGGACUGUCACAAAAGGUCGACAGAUUGACCAAUCUUUUGGAAAACUAUCCUGGAAUUCAGCCAGGCCCCUCAAAGUGAGUUUCAUACUCUUUUUCACAGUUAUGAAAUGGAAGACGAUCAAUAAAUGUCACAAACAGAUGAACAAGCGGUGAAUGUUCGACGAUACGUUCACGCCCAAUUCGGUCUCUUCCCAAUGCCAAUCAGUCAUAGUGCCAAACAAAUACAAAUCUCACGCAUCAAAUCAAAAUUCAAGUUCUUGGGCAAAUUUAUGGCUGAUUUAAUCAUGGAUAGUCGAAUGUUGUUAUAUGAAGACAGUUCCCUUGGACUGGGUGAUUUAUCAUCGGUGGCACCAGAAGUUCAAGUCUCAUUGAAACGUUUGCAGAAUAUUAUUGAAAGUUUACAUUAUGAUGGCUGUCCAAUUGCCGAUUUGGGCUUGAAUUUCACACUUCCGGGUCAUGCAACCAUUGAACUCCGUCGAAGGUGUACAAACACAAUUUGAAGCACUCCGUGAAGGAUUUGAUUCGGUGAUCCAAUCACAACGAUUGCGUCUCUUCUAUCCCGAAGAAAUCGAAAAGGUGCUGUGCGGCUCAAAUUUUAACAACUAUCAUCGUUGGGAUGUGAAAAUGUUGCAAGAUUGUUGUCGUACCGACCAUGGAUUCACGUCCGAAUCGAAGGCCAUUUAGUAUUUGUAUGAAAUACUAACCAAGCACAUACAAUCACGAAGAACAACGUUUAUUCUUGCAAUUCAAAACACUCGAUCCAAAUGAGAAUCCAGAUGACUAUUUGCCAUCAGUCAAGCAAUGCGUAGCAAAUUCAAAACGGCAUGUGUUGAAGGUGCGUGAGUUUCCAUUUAUCUUAAAUUUAACCAGUUGCUAAAUACAAAGAAAACCAAUUCAGAUAGCCAAACCAGAACUUUAUUUAAUCGAAAAUGGUCAUUCGAUCAAGAAAGAAAUGUUCAUUCGAGAGAAUCAAUUAUAUCAAUAUGAUUCCUUGAAAAAACGUUUUGUGAAUUUGCCAUUUGUGAAGCAUUUUCCGUAUCAUCAAUGUGAGAAAAUCUAUCAAAAAUGAAUAUCAAAUAAAAUCAAAAUUGAAAGACAAAAUAUAAUAUACUAUACAUAAAUAUUGGAAUGAAAUGAAAAUAAUGAUCAUGAUAAAAUUACCUAAUCAAGUGAAGAGAAUGGAUUUGAAUGUUCAGUUUAGUAGUUAAGUGAAAACAUUGUAUUGCUAUUCUCCAAAAAUGAAAUGAAGAGAAAAUGUCACCGAAAUAAAUUCACAUCAAAUUAAUUAAAAUUAUCUAAAGAAAAUCCAACUUCAAACUGAUUCUGUUGUAAAGACAAAAAUAUUAUGAAAAUUUAUGAAGUUUUGAUUACAAAACAACCAUAAAGAAAUGAACAUUCAAGAAAUAAACCAAUAUCAUAUCAUAGCUUUACAUUCAUAGUAAUUGUCAAGAAAAAUCAUGAAACCCACAACAUACACGUUCACAUCAGAAAUAGCUUGAUUUGAAUGGAGUGAAAACUGUACGGCGGCAAUGCGAUAUUCUUUUCUCUAUACUACAUAGAUCAAGAUUUAAUUACAUACCCUCCCCCUAUUUGAACGUGUAAUGAAUACAUUUAUUUCAAACAUACAACUAUGGAACACAAAAAAACAAGCGAAAUCAAAUGCGAUAAUUAGAUGAUACAAACGAUUUAAAAUAAACAAUGAACAAAAAUAGAACAUAUUUAUCAUUUCUAGCAUAGUAAGAGUACAUUUUUGGGUAAGGAUAAUUGAAUGGAAAGCUAGCAAUAAAAUAUCAAACAAAUAUA
Molecule: messenger RNA, 2586 nt
Organism: Contarinia nasturtii (swede midge)
Lineage: Eukaryota; Metazoa; Arthropoda; Insecta; Diptera; Cecidomyiidae
Product: E3 ubiquitin-protein ligase TRIP12-like
Exons: 7
Coding region: 909-1283 (124 amino acids)
Biological process (GO): protein polyubiquitination; DNA damage response; proteasome-mediated ubiquitin-dependent protein catabolic process
Cellular component (GO): nuclear speck
Molecular function (GO): ubiquitin protein ligase activity
Source: RefSeq, a predicted model, not a curated record